This is a messenger RNA of Scleropages formosus (Asian bonytongue), 1742 nucleotides long. RefSeq names its product SH2 domain containing 7 (gene sh2d7). The record is from RefSeq and is a predicted model, not a curated record. Bases 40 to 1515 code for a protein of 491 amino acids. The transcript is spliced from 7 exons. NCBI's taxonomy places the organism in Eukaryota, Metazoa, Chordata, Actinopteri, Osteoglossiformes, Osteoglossidae. Gene Ontology annotation, cellular component: cytoplasm.
CUGCGCCUGUCUCUCUUACCGCUUCCAGACCGGGUGAGGAUGGAGGGCAGGGUGCCUGGGGAGACCCUGGUGAUGGAGGGGCCCGAGGGAAUUGCGAGGAAUAUGGCUCUCCGCUGGUUCACCGAGACACAGGCACCAGUCAUCAUACGUGAUGGGAACCUCCCUACCUGGUUCCUGGGACUGAUCUCCAGAAAGGAUGCUGAAGAUCAGCUGCGCGAUAAGCCUCUUGGCUGUUUUCUCAUUCGACUCAGCGACAAAGCCAUUGGGUACAUUCUUUCCUAUAAAGGGCGUGAUCGAUGUCGUCACUUUGUCAUCAACCAGAACAAGGCUGGACAGCUCAUUGUCUCAGGCGACACUGAAACUCAUAAUAGCCUGAUAGACCUGAUUGAUUACUACAGGACCAGUCCCAUUGAACCUUUUGGAGAGUAUCUGACAUCUUCUUGCUAUGAGCCCCCCCAAAAUGAGCUCUAUGAUGUGGUCCAGGUUUACCCGAAAGAAAAGCCUUGUGUGAGUGUGCAGGCUAUGAAAACCAUAUGGGACAAGAGGAGUAGCCAGGCAGUUGGACAGCCCCCAGUGCUGCCCCCCAAGAGUGGCAGGAAACUUACAGUGAGCACUUCCCUUGACAAGAGCCCCCUCCCACAAGUAAACGAAGCCUCCGGUGUUUCCCAAGAGGCUGUACCUCCAGUUCCAAGAAGGGGCACCUCUGAUGACAAGAGCCCUCCAAGUGGUCAAAUGGUGUAUGCUCCAGUAGAGGCAGACAGACCGAAGGAGAAGUCUCAGGCAGUGCUUACCAGCAAAGGGAGCCUGGACAGAUCCACAGCAGAACAUAGGAAUGAGUGUGUUGAGCCUAAGGUGGAAGAUCUUCACACCGUCUCCAGGAACUACCUCCAAGACAGGGAGACCACCCAAGCCAUGAGCCGUCCUGGCCCGCAACCAGGUUCUGUGUAUUCAGAGCUCAGCCUGGUGGACUGCAGGAGUCAGUCUUUGCCAGUGCUGGAUGAUUGUACCACAGAGCAGCACAGUUACAGGCAAAACUCCACAUCUGACACACCCUCCACACUCUCGCCCAAACCCAUGAAAAAAGCCACCUGCCAUACUGUCUCACUCGUGGACCAAUGGGACCACGCUAGACAACCGGCCAGCUCGGGGCUGCCCAGCAGCAGCAGUCUGGACAAGCUCUGCAGUGAUUCCCUGUACCAGCUAGUUGGAACUGGUCAGUGGGGGUCCCCUAACCACAGCCAGGCUGGCACAGAGUCCACCUGGACCCCCAUGCCCACAAAUGGGCAGGAGGGACGUGUUUAUGCCCAGGUUCCUUUGGAGCUGAUGUCCAGUGAUGAACAAGCUGACAAGGUCUAUGAGCAGAUCCCAGAUAAGGACUUCUUCAAUAAUCCCGAGGCCUCCAGCUCCCACAACACCUACGAGACCCUGGAGGAGCUGAAACAGAAGGGCCCAGCUGGCGGAAAAAUGAAUGAAAUAUGGCGAAGACUUUUCCCAGAUAAUAAGAAGAAAAUAUAAAAAGAACAGAAGACUUCGUGAAGAAAUCUACAACCCCGAAAAGGCCGAUCGACUCUAAUCUGGUGGAUUACUGUAAAUUAAUAUUACAAGACAGUGAAAACGUGGGCUUUAAGUGAAUUCAUUUUUUCCCCACAUUACUUUCUUACACUGAGAGGGAAUUUGUUUAUAUGCUAUAUGUCUGAAAUCUGAUACAGCUUUUUUGUUGUUCGAAUGUGAAGUAUUUAAAA